AUGAGUUCUACUUAUAGUACCCAAACGUUAAAUAAAAAUAUUACGCCUGAUAAGCGUGUUCGACCUCUUAUUCCUCUUAAAACUCACUUAUCUAAUCUUCUUGAUAGAACAAAAAUUCAUGCUGUCUCUUUAGAUUAUGAAUAUAAUUCUACUUCAAAAAAUUUAGUUUUGGAACGAAUGCAAUGUCGUCAUGGUCUGGUAGCUGCUAUCCUUCAAGCUUACAAUGGUCAUCAACAUUUGCUUCUCUCUCCUGAUGAUAUUUGGCUUACAAUUUCACAGGGUAUCAGUCAACACAUUUAUUUUAGUACUGACAAAUGUAAAGAUAGAUUUUAUAAAAAGAAAAGAAUUACGAUAUUUAAUGAAAGUAUUUUGAGUGUCGAUCCAGAAACGAAAUGUCUUGUAGGUGAUUGGCCCGAAUGCAUUCGUCAAUUCAUUACCUCAACUGACAAACAAAUAAAAAAACUCGAAUUACAAUCUUUAUUAAAUUGUAAUUUUUCUACUAGUACUCAAAGUUCUAUUAUUUCUAGUAGAGUUGUUUUAUUAAAUUCUGCCAGUAAUUAUUAUCCUUAUAACAUUCACGUUUUCUGUGGAAUUCCAAAAGUUACUUUAACGGGAACAUUAAAUGAUUGGCUAUGUAUUCAAGAAAAGUUAGUUCAACUUCGAAAAUUUUCACUUGGUUUAAAUCCUUGGUUUGACCUUCUUGAUCCAAUUAUCUCUAAAUUUAUUGAAACUUAUCGUGGUGAAGUUGAUGAAGAAUUUUGGAAAGGAAUUGCUAGAGAAGAUUAUGGAUGUGGUGGACCACCAGAAUUAACAGGUUGGGUAACAGCAUUUUUUCCUUACGAUAGUUUUGGAAAUGUAAUUGAUGAUUGGCUUGAUGAAGCGAAAUUACCUGAAGGAAGAGUUUAUAUUCCAUUUGAUGUUGAAAGUGGUCAAAAAAUGAAAUUUGUAUCAGGAUUUUUGGGUGUAAAUCAAAGAGUUAUUGAAAAUUCUGAUGGGGAAGUUGUAGUUUCACCUUUAAUUGGUUGGGCAGUUAUUGAUGAAAGUAAAGUUUCAUUUGAUGCACGUAAACAAUAUAGACAUAUUUUAUGGUAA
This is a messenger RNA of Diversispora eburnea, 1092 nucleotides long. The record is from the annotation of a GenBank genome assembly. NCBI's taxonomy places the organism in Eukaryota, Fungi, Glomeromycota, Glomeromycetes, Diversisporales, Diversisporaceae.